Molecule: messenger RNA, 2624 nt
Organism: Euleptes europaea (tarantolino)
Lineage: Eukaryota; Metazoa; Chordata; Lepidosauria; Squamata; Sphaerodactylidae
Gene: ARHGAP10
Product: Rho GTPase activating protein 10
Exons: 23
Coding region: 1-2349 (782 amino acids)
Biological process (GO): signal transduction
Cellular component (GO): cytoplasm
Molecular function (GO): protein binding; GTPase activator activity
Source: RefSeq, a predicted model, not a curated record
AUGGGGCUGCAGCCGUUGGAGUUCAGCGACUGCUACCUGGACAGCCCCUGGUUCCGCGAGCGGGUCCGCGCGCACGAGGCGGAGCUGGAGAAGACCAACAAGUUCAUCAAGGAGCUCAUCAAGGACGGCAAGAGCCUCAUCGCCGCCACCAAGAACCUUGCAGCUGCCCAAAGGAAGUUCGCUCACUCCCUGAGAGAGUUUAAAUUUGAAUUUAUUGGUGAUGCAGAAACAGAUGAUGAGCGAUGCAUAGAUGCAUCCCUCCAUGAAUUUUCUAACUUUCUAAAAAAUCUAGAAGAACAAAGAGAAAUAAUGGCACUUAGUGUUACUGAAACUCUUAUCAAACCUCUGGAAAGGUUCAGAAAAGAGCAACUCGGAGCUGUCAAGGAAGAAAAGAAGAAGUAUGAUAAAGAAACAGAGAAGAACUACAGUUUACUAGAAAAGCAUUUAAAUAUGUCAGCGAAGAAGAAAGAAACACAGUUAUUGGAGGCGGACAACCAAGUGGAACAAAACCGAAAGCAUUUUUAUGACCUGUCACUUGAAUAUGUGUGUAAGCUGCAAGAGAUGCAAGAACGAAAGAAAUUUGAGUUUGUAGAACCCGUCCUGUCAUUUUUUCAGGGCAUGUUCACUUUCUACCAUCAGGGCCAUGAGCUUGCCAAAGAUUUUAACCACUACAAAAUGGCUUUGCAGAUCAAUAUCCAGAAUACGAGAAAUCGUUUUGAAGGAACAAGGUCAGAAGUGGAAGAGCUCAUGAACAAAAUCAAGCGAAAUCCACAGGAGCAUAAAAGAGCGAAUCAAUUUACGAUUGAAGGCUAUCUUUAUGUGCAGGAGAAAAGGCCUGCCCCAUUUGGUUCCAGCUGGGUGAAGCAUUACUGCAUGUACAAGAAGGAGACCAAGAAGUUCACAAUGAUACCAUUUGAGCACAGGUCAGGUGGGAAAACUGGCGAGGUGGAAAUUUUUAUCCUUAAAUGUUGUAUCAAGAGGAAUACUGAUACCAUAGAUAGGCGGUUCUGUUUUGACAUAGAAGUAGUAGACAGAUCAGUUAUGCCUGUGACUGUACAAGCCAGCUCAGAAGAGGACAGAAAUAUGUGGUUGGAAGCCUUAGAUGGAAAAGAAGCUGUAAGAGUAUUCCUAACAAAUUUGAACAGAGCUAAUGCAAAAAGAGAAGGAGGUGCACAGUUGGAUAAGAUUGGGUUCACUAUUCUCAGAAAAUGCAUCAGUGCUGUUGAAGCUCGAGGUAUAAAUGACCAAGGAUUGUACAGAGUUGUGGGGGUGAGUUCUAAGGUCCAGAGACUACUGAGUUUGUUGAUGGAUGCAAAAACAUGUAAUGAAGUUGAUCUGGAAAAUUCCAUGGAAUGGGAAGUGAAGACAAUAACUAGCACAAUGAAACUGUACUUGAGAAGCCUUCCAGAGCCACUAAUGACAUAUGAUUUGUAUGGAGAGUUCAUUGUUCCUGUCAAAAGUGGCAGCCCUGAGUCCCGUGUUAAUGCUGUACACUUUUUGGUCCAUAAACUUCCAGAAAAGAACAAAGAAAUGCUGGAUAUUUUGGUGAAACAUUUAGCAAAUGUUUCAAACCAUGCCAAGAAGAAUCUAAUGACUGUAGCAAAUUUAGGGGUAGUGUUCGGACCAACGCUGAUGAGGCCACAGGAAGAAACGGUGGCUGCCCUCAUGGACCUGAAGUUUCAGAAUAUUGUAGUGGAGAUACUAAUCGAAAACUAUGACAAGAUUUUCCAAACUCUGCCUGAUGCCACUCUUUCUGAGCCAAUCUCUGUGUCAGUGUCCCCUCCAAAUGCCCCACCACGACAAUCAAGAAGACAAGGGCAACGUAAUAAGAGGCCUGUUGCUGUAUAUAAUCUCUGUCUUGAGCUGGAUGACAGUGACAGUCUAAGCCCUCCCAAAGAGUGCACUCCCACUGGUAGCACAGAUUCACUGUCUUCUCAGUCUCCUACAGCUGCUGUUCCAAGCAGCCCUCCAGAGAUGGAAAAGAAUAAUCUUAUAACAGAAAGUGGCGACCUAACAGACUGGGUAGCCAAUCUCCCCAGCCAGACUCAUCCAUCAAUGGUUUCUUGGAUGAAUGUGCAGUCAAGUACAGGACCUACCUCAGUAACACCAACACCACCGUCUUUCUCUUUCCCCUCCCCUGCCAGAGAAACUGACAGACCAGCUGGAUGUGUUGCCAGCAGAAAAGCAAGAGCAGUCUAUCCAUGUGAGGCAGAACAUAGCUCCGAAUUAUCUUUUCAAAUUGGGGCAGUUUUUGAAGAUGUGCAUUUGUCUCGAGAACCUGGCUGGCUAGAAGGAACUCUUAAUGGGAAGAGAGGACUUAUUCCACAGAACUAUGUCCAGUUUCUUUAGUUCUCUGCAUUUAAUGUACAGACAGUGUACAUGGUAUCCAUGGAUUUUUGAUACAGUUAUUUCUCUUGGCUUAAAAUGUUUUGUAAUCAGUGAAGAACCUGACAAUGAGAUGAAGACCUUCAUCUGUGUAAAAACCUAACACUUUGCCAAAUUGGAAUUAUGCAGUUGGGAUUCAUGCAAUUUUAUAAGGGUGGGAAGGGUGUGUUAAUUUUAUAAACAUGUAAAGAAUAGUAACUAUAUAUGUUUGCAAGAUCGCUUGAAUUUUAAAGCAAAGA